AUGUUAAAGUUCUUCGUAUUCUUUGCCAUUUGUGUUGCCUUGGCCUCGGCUAAUCUGAUACGCGUCCCGGUCUACAAGAAUGCCAAUCAUAGCAAGAGUAUCGAAUUCGUGAAAAACCAAGCAACUUUCUUGGGCACCAAAUAUGGUAUCAGCUUUGCUACAAACACUGCUGCCGAGGAAUUGACCAAUGAUUACAACGUGGCAUACUACGGCAAAAUCACCAUUGGCACACCGGCACAAGAAUUCGUGGUACUUUUCGAUACCGGUUCCUCAAAUCUGUGGAUACCAUCAUCCACCUGCCCCAGCAGCAACAAAGCUUGUCAAAAACACAACAAAUAUAAGGCGAGCGCUUCCAGCACUUAUGUGGCUAAUGGCGAAAGUUUCUCCAUCGAAUAUGGCUCUGGUAGUUUAUCUGGUUAUCUGUCAGAGGACACAGUGAGAGUAUCUGGUCUAACCAUACAAAAUCAAGUAUUUGCUGAAGCCACCAGCGAGCCCAGCUCUACUUUUGUUGAUUCGAAUUUCGAUGGUAUUUUUGGCUUGGCCUACGAAGAUAUCGCCAGCGACGACGUUGUGCCACCAUUCUACAACAUUUGGUCUCAAGGUCUGGUGAGCAACAACGUAUUCUCUUUCUACUUGGCACGCGAUACUAGUUCCAGCAAAGGUGGUGAAUUGAUCUUAGGCGGCUCCGAUUCCAGCUACUACAACGGAUCACUCACCUACGUGCCGGUCUCAGAGCAAGGCUACUGGCAAUUUAGCUUGGGCGGAGCCACCCUUGGUGGUAAGACCCUUUGCAGUAACGGUUGCCAAGCCAUCGCUGACACAGGCACCUCGCUCAUUAUUGCUCCCUUAAGUGCCUACAAUAAAUUCGCUAACAUUGUUAAUAGCGACAGCGAUGGUUACGUCGAUUGCUCGCUCAUCAGCUCUCUGGGUGACAUAGAAUUUGUUAUAAGUGGUAAGAGUUUCGCUGUGCCAGCAUCACAAUACAUUAUUCAGGAGGAUUCAGAGACUUGCUACUCUGCCAUCAGCUACAUUGGAACUGAUUUCUGGAUCUUGGGGGAUAUUUUCCUUGGUCUCUACUAUUCCGAAUUCGAUAUGGGCAACAAUCGUAUUGGUUUCGCACCAGUCGCCUAA
This is a messenger RNA of Rhagoletis pomonella (apple maggot), 1131 nucleotides long. RefSeq names its product lysosomal aspartic protease-like. Gene Ontology annotation, biological process: cell death; proteolysis. The record is from RefSeq and is a predicted model, not a curated record. The transcript has a single exon. Gene Ontology annotation, cellular component: lysosome. Gene Ontology annotation, molecular function: aspartic-type endopeptidase activity. Lineage: Eukaryota; Metazoa; Arthropoda; Insecta; Diptera; Tephritidae. Bases 1 to 1131 code for a protein of 376 amino acids.